AUGGGAUUAGAACUCUACCAUUUAACGUUACAACGUCAAUCAAACUAUGUUCAUUCGUGUACGGGACAUUUUGUAGACCACGGACCCAGUGUGAAGCGGAAAUCCAGAAAGGAUUACCAGGUAUGUAUCGCUACCGAGACCCAUUUGGAGCUGUACGAUGUGGAAGAAGGAAACUUUCGGAAAUUGGCAGUGGUGCCGAUAUUCGCCACAAUAACAGCAAUGCAGAGUUUGCCCGUGGAAACCAACUAUUCUUAUUUGAUUUUGGUAACAGAUGCCGGAAACUUGUCUUUGCUACAGUUUGUUAACGAUUCAGGAACCAUCAGAUUGCAUUCAUUGUUUAAUGAGCCCUUUGCGAGAAGCGGAGUUCGUAAACUCUCUCCACAACGACAUUUGCAAGUUGACCCACAAGGUAGGUGCAUUUUUCUGUCCGCAACGGACCGCAACAAACUCUGUUACCAGACAGAUUUUAGAAAUAAUACCCUAAAUGUUUCUUCCCCGCUAGAAUUUCAAAGACCUAAUCGCAUCACUAUAUCGACAACUAUUUGCGAUGUAGCGUUCGAUAAUCCGGUGUACGCGUCGUUGGAAAUCGAUUCCUCAGAUUUGUCGAGAUAUUUGGUAUUUUACAUGCUAGAUUUGGGUCUUAAUCAUGUGUUGCAACAAAGCGAACACCCGUUACCGCGCGAUGCGCAUUUCAUCAUCCCGGUUCCAAACCUAGAGAGAUUUGGAGUCACCACUAAAUCGGAAGACCAAACCAAUCCUUUUGUCAUCAUAGCGAGUGAAAACAAACUAAUUCUAAAAGACGCGCAUGGACAUUUCAAUUUACAAGUGCAACUCCCGACUCGCGAAACCACUGCUAUAGUGAUUAUAGCCUCCACGGUACACAAAUUGAAAAAAGAGUUUUUCAUCUUAUUGCAAGCCCACAAUGGAGAUUUGUACAAAGUACAAAUUAAGGCCGCCAACUCUAUACCCAAAAUCAUCGUUACAUUUUUUGACACCAUUGAACCUUCUUCGCAUCUUCACAUUUUUAAAAAUGGAUUAUUCAUGGCUCUUCAAGAGUUUUCAUGUUUUAGCCUUUACGAGUUUGAAAGUCUCGGUGAUGACACCAAUGCACUUACAUCCGAUGAACCGGACAAAAUUCUGAGAAUUUCGCCCAAAUCCACUUUGGAAAAUAUUUCCGUUCUCGAGCGCUCGAAAUGCUUGAAUCCCAUUCUGUCAUUGAAUGUUGUUGAAAGCACUCCAUUAACCAUAUUGGCACAACCAUCUUUACAAAAAUUGGUCUCGGGGGUCAAUUUCAGCGAACUUAUAACCUCGCCCUUGCCACCAAAUGCUAGUGGAAUCUGGUCAAUUCGCCCACCUACGGAUCCAUGGCAUCGACUCGUAUUCUUGGGACUACCAAAAUCCACUAUGAUUCUCGAUAUAGAAGAUGGAACCCUAGAAGAAUUAGAUCCCGCUAAUAACAAGUUUAAAAUUGACGGUGAUCAAACUGUCUUCGUUGGUAUUAUGGGUGAAAGAUCAGUCAUUCAAGUGUGUGGGAACUCUAUGUUACAUGUUAACUAUGACAAAAAAAAACUCACCCUGAAAUCUGAAUGGCUUCCGCCUGCAGGGAUCAAAAUUUUAAAAGCCACUUGCUCUUCUUCUCAGCUAGCGUUGGCACUUUCAAAUAAUGAAAUUAUUUAUUUCGAGCUUGAUAUCGCUACGGAAUCGCUGAAUGAGUACCAGGAAAGGAUCGAACUUCCCGAAAGGAUAACCGAUUUGAGUAUUCCCAAGACCUUUAGGUGCGAUUUUCUCGCGGUUGGAUGUCUUGACUCUUCUGUCAAAAUAAUUGGGUUGCGACAAUCGGAUGAAGAAAAUUUCAUGGAGGUAAUCUCGAUGCAAGUUUUGACGUCACCUCCCCACAGUUUGAAGCUAACGCUUUCAAAAUCCGCAUUACUCUUGCACAUUGGGUUAGAUUCUGGUGUUUACAUGCGUUCAAGUGUAGACAAAGUGGAUGGCCAAUUGUUUGACGUACGAACUAAAUUCUUGGGGUCAAAAUCCGUCAAAAUUUCAGUUCUUUCUCAAAUUGAUUUCAAGUCAGCGCAGCUUGAGUCCGAAGAAGAAGAUGAUAACGAUGACGAGGAAGAGAUUGAUGAAUCAGUUAUUGAACAAUCGUCGUGCGCUGUUGUGCACUGUGAUAAGACUUGGCUAAGCUAUGAGAUUGACGAAUUGCUAUACGUGAGACCUUUGAUUCUCCCGAGAAACAUGUCGUUGGAAGCAAUAGCAGAAUUCAGGACUAACGACCUCAAGUCAAAUGGUUAUUGUGCCAUUUCUUCCCGUGGCUCUCUAAUAAUUGGCCGCGUUGAUAAGUUCACGGAGGUGGACAAUUGGUUUCAACACAAUGACAUGAUGAGUACCGAUGAGGAAGAGGUUGCAACUGUGCGACAGUAUCAAGGCCGUACAAUAGCAACGGAUGUUUCUGAUAAGAAAGUGCAGUAUGUUAUCGAAAAUGACACCUCUGCAAAACGCUGUCGUAUCUGUGUCUACCGUUCUGGAAUCCUGCUGAGUAUAGGUUUGGAGGACGAUACAGAAUUCAUUAUUAACGACACUACGUGCCUUGAUGCUAAAGUCGUUCAAUUUGGAUCCAGUGAAAACUACUUGGUUUUAUCCACAAAUGACAUGAAGUUAAAAACCUACCUUCUCAAGGUUGAACGAAAAGAUACUAAAAGAACUGUGGUCCUCGAAUUCAUUCAUGACACUAUAGUUGAUGACAAAAUUAAUUCAAUGGUAUCUUUCAGAGACAAAUUACUUGUUCCCUUAAUGGGCAAUAUAGUUCUUUACGCAAUGGGGCGUAAACAAUUGCUGAAAAAAUCCAUUUCGAUUACGCCCCCUUCCAUUACAAAAGUUGUAUGUGUUCGUCAGUGGGAAGACCAGAGAGUUGCGAUUGGAGACAUUCAUGAAUCUGUAACGCUAUUCCUUUUUGACAAACGACUCAAUCAGUUUAUCUCUCUUGCCGAUGACGUCGUGAAGAGACAUGUAACGGCAUUGGAAUUCUUAGACAGAUCAACUGUCAUAGGAGGCGAUCGAUUUGGAAAUAUAUGGGUGCUACGAGUGCCUCAAGAUAUUGAAAAAAUGAUAGAUGAGGAAUACGCAUACUUCUUGAGCAAAUUUCACAAGAACAAUAAUAGUGAAAUUUCCCGGAACAUUAUGGAAUGUCCAUGUAAAUUGGACCUAGCAAACCAUUUCUAUGCUAAUGACAUCCCUAUAUCAUUCAGCGUUGUGAGAAACUUACAAAUGUCAGAUAGAACUUCUGUGAUUUAUGCUGGUUUGCAAGGUACAAUUGGCUGUUUAAAACCAUUAGUGACAAAAAGCGAAGUUGAGUUUAUGCACAAAUUACAAGAUUGUCUCAACGAUGCUGACGAAAUAUUUUUCAACGAAAGGGAAGAGGAGCUUGUUCCUUCAGGUGAUGCCGAAUUGGAGCUUAACGUUGAGCUUCGUACGAACACCAAGUCGGGGCAAUUGAGUCCUAGGCCUACAACAGAAGGUGCAUUCAGCUUGGUGGGCCGAGAACAUGUUGUUUAUAGAAGCUACUACGCUCCCCUUAAGGGCGUAGUGGAUGGUGACUUUUGCGAAGGAUUCCUACAUUUGUAUCCAAGCGAGCAAGAAUUUUUGGUCAAGAAACUGGGUUUGAAAAAUAUUACACAAGUGAAAAGUCGGCUGGCCGAAAUACGAACGAAUCACGUAUAA
Lachancea nothofagi CBS 11611 is the source of this 3720-nucleotide messenger RNA. NCBI's taxonomy places the organism in Eukaryota, Fungi, Ascomycota, Saccharomycetes, Saccharomycetales, Saccharomycetaceae. The record is from the annotation of a GenBank genome assembly.